Peromyscus leucopus (white-footed mouse) is the source of this 512-nucleotide messenger RNA. RefSeq names its product transition protein 1 (gene Tnp1). The record is from RefSeq and is a predicted model, not a curated record. The coding region runs from base 114 to 281 and encodes 55 amino acids. Gene Ontology annotation, biological process: spermatid nucleus elongation; spermatogenesis; chromatin remodeling. The transcript is spliced from 2 exons. Gene Ontology annotation, molecular function: DNA binding. Gene Ontology annotation, cellular component: nucleosome; male germ cell nucleus. Lineage: Eukaryota; Metazoa; Chordata; Mammalia; Rodentia; Cricetidae.
CCCACCCGGCUGCUAAGCCACACCGCUUUGCAGUCACAAUGGCUUAGACCUUAAAUACACGGACUCCCGGCCCUGCCGGCCUUUCAAAGCCCCUCAUUUUGGCAGAAAUUACAAUGUCGACCACCCGAAAGCUAAAGAGUCAUGGCAUGAGGAGAGGAAAAAACCGAGUUCCUCACAAGGGUGUCAAGAGAGGAGGUAGCAAGAGAAAAUACCGGAAGGGCAGCCUGAAGAGCAGGAAACGGGGCGAUGAUGCAAGUCGCACUUACCGCUCCCACUUGUGACGCGGCGACGCACUCUGCCCUGGUGGAACUUCAAACAGCACCAGGCAGCGACGGAAGAGCAGAGGGGGACUGCCACAGAGACCGGAAGUUAGACCAAAGCCAGAGAAAGAUCCCAUCGAGAGUGGGUAAAAUGCCAGGCAUGACGAAGUAAGGGAUGUAUAUGUUGGCUGUUUCUCCCCAACAUCUCAAUAACAAUUUUGAAAACAAAAAUAAACUUGUGAAAACUUGAAA